Nilaparvata lugens (brown planthopper) is the source of this 1233-nucleotide messenger RNA. RefSeq names its product tigger transposable element-derived protein 6-like. The transcript has a single exon. Gene Ontology annotation, cellular component: nucleus. The record is from RefSeq and is a predicted model, not a curated record. Gene Ontology annotation, molecular function: DNA binding. NCBI's taxonomy places the organism in Eukaryota, Metazoa, Arthropoda, Insecta, Hemiptera, Delphacidae. The coding region runs from base 1 to 1233 and encodes 410 amino acids.
AUGGCCUUCCAGCUGGCUUUAAGAAACAAUGUAGCUCACCCAUUCUCAUCUGACAAUAAAGCAGCUGGAUGGAAGUGGCUACGUCUGUUUCUGCAGAGGAACCCGACACUAUCUGCACGGAAGCCACAAGCCAUGUCCUUAGCUAGAGUGCAAGGUCUCAAUGAGGAGAGUGUCAACCUUUUUUUCUCCAUUUUGAAGCCGGAAUUAGAAAAAAUAAAGUUUAAUCCACUCAAGGUGUUCAAUGUGGAUGAAACGGGCAUCACAGUGGUGCAGCAUAAAGUGAGGAAGAUCGUCGCAAUGAAAGGGAAGAAGUCGGUGCACAAACUGUCGGCAGAAAGAGGUGCACUCGUGACGGUUGUUAUGUGCAUGUCAGCAUCAGGUUCAUUUGUGCCUCCUCUUAUGAUUUUUCCGAGAAAGCUGAUGAAGAACGAACUCAUGGAUGGAGCUCCACCAGGGGCAAUAGGAGCAGCAAAUGAGUCUGGGUGGAUCACCAGUGAUCUUUUUGAAAAGUGGUUUCAACAUUUCAUUUCAAUUGUGAAGCCAUCAAAGGAAGAUCCUAUUGUGCUGAUAUUGGAUGGACACUAUUCACAUUCUUGCAAUUUGAAUCUCUUAAACCUUGCUUGUGAUAAUGGUGUUCCCAUAGUCUGCUUGCCUCCUCACUCCACUUCAAAAUUGCAGCCUCUUGAUGUUUCAUUCAUGUUCCCUUUCAAAACAUAUUAUGCACAGGCAAUAGAAAAUUGGCUGUCUAACUAUCCUAACCGGGUUGUUUGUAACCUCCAGAUUGCUCAGCUAUUUAAUGAAGCCUAUGCAAAGGCAGAAGUUGUGAAAACUGCUGUCAAUGGUUUUAAGAAAACUGGGAUUCUGCCUUACAACCCGAAUGUGUUUGGCCCAGAAGACUUUUUGGCAACACCACCUGCUGAAGCAUCCUCAGCUCCUGAACCAUCUGCAAAAAGUCAACCCUCAACAAGCACAGACAUACGACCUGCCUCUCCAUCCAAUCAACCUUCAUGCAGCACACAGAUACCACAGUUAACAACAGUUAGCCCAAGAGAUAUUGUAGGAGUACCUGUUAUUCAUCCAUCCACAUCCAAGCGACGAGGCAAUGCUGCUCUUCUUACCAGCUCACCUUACAAGAAGAAACUACAAGACAGUAAAGAGAAAAUCGAUCUUAAAGUGAGGAAACAGUUGAAUCCAAUUCCAAAGACAUUGCCAGGAAAGGAAAAAAACAGUUGA